ACCAACGAGAAGAACGUUUGAAAAAAAGUCCACGACCUGUGUAACAAAACAAAACAAUGUCGACGGUCCGAUCGAGGUAGGCCAAGAACCAUUUUCCAGAGAAUUCAUCCCCAAGCCAUUUGGAGACUUUCCCGCAUAAUCCCAGAAUUAUUCCAGACAACCAAAACCUGAUGGGCAAGAAAAGAAACAAGAAAACCCCCCGCUCAAAGGGCAAACCCAAAUCCAGAACCCCACCACCCGAAACGCGAAACUGGCUGGACCUUCCACGGGACGUUACCGUUUCGAUACUUUCACGACUGAGAGCGAUCGAUGUUUUGGAGAGCGCGCAGAAGGUGUGCAUGGGUUGGCGCAACAUCUGCAAAGAUCCUCUUAUCUGGCGCACCGUCGACAUGAGCAAUGGUGAUUGCGACUUUGGGGCCUACGACUUGGAUAAGAUGUGCCGCCACGCAGUGGAUCGUAGCUGUGGUAAUCUGGUCGAUAUCAAUAUCGAGCACAACUGCACCGAUGAUCUCCUUAAGUAUAUCACCGACAGGUGCGGUGGUAUCAGACGGCUCCGGUUAGUGUAUUGCUAUUUCACGUCAGUGGGGAGGUUUUAUGAAGUGGCUUCAAGACUUGCUCUGUUAGAGGAGCUUAACAUCUCUUUGUGCAGAUUCUCACCUGAAUCACUGCAAGUGCUCGGGAGCUCUUGCCCUCUUUUGAGGUCAUUCAAAUUGAACCACCGCUGUACAAGUUCAAAUUUUGUGGCAGGUGAGAAUGAUGGCGAAGCACUUGCUAUAGCAGGAACGAUGCACGGUUUGCGUCACCUUCAACUUGUCCAGAACCAGCUCACCAAUGAUGGCUUGAGGGAGAUUCUUGACUCUUGUCCUCAUCUCGAGUCGCUCGAUCUGCGCCACUGUUUCAAUCUUAAUCUGGAGGGAGAUUUGGGAAAAAGAUGCGCUGAGCAAAUUAAACAAUUGCGGCUUCCCAAUGAUUCCAUUGAUGACUAUGAAUUUCCUGCUACGCCAUAUGGUUUUGCUAAUUUUUGGGAGUAUAUUGGCUCUAAUGAUUGUGAGGAUCCUAAUAGUUAUGAUGAUCUUAAUGAUUACGCGUACGAGGCUUAUAAUGACCGAGGCUUCUCAGAUGAUAGUGAUUUCUAGGAUGAUUUUUCCAAAAUUCGAUUGUCUCACUACCUAGUUCGAAUUGGACACCGUCUAGCAGCUCAAAUCUUUGAUGCAGAUGCAGUGGUGUUUAAUUUGGAGGGGAGGGGAUGGGGAAAGAAAAUGAAAAGCUUCAUUCAUCCAAUCCAGGUGAGAUCUUGAAUUUGUCUAGCAACAGACUAUUUCCGGAUUGUUUACAUUAAGCUUAUUGCAUAAGGGAAUAAUGAGGAUUAUGGAAAGGUGGCUUAUUUGCAUCUAUAUAUUGUAUAAAAAUGUGAUAGUUGUUAGCAUGGUUGGUUUUUACAUUGUCCAGUUAUCUUUGAGAC
Prunus avium (sweet cherry) is the source of this 1462-nucleotide messenger RNA. Lineage: Eukaryota; Viridiplantae; Streptophyta; Magnoliopsida; Rosales; Rosaceae. The record is from RefSeq and is a predicted model, not a curated record.